ACGAAUGCCGGCUCUUGAUUGUAGUGGUUAUUAUUAUUAUUAUCAUUAUUAUUGUUAUUAUUAUUAUUAUUGUUUAGUGAUUCACAUCGGGCGGUGACACGUGCGUUAAAUUAUCCACAUCCUGGAUAAUUAUUGUUAUUAAUAUAUUUUUAAUUACAUAUCUACUUAAAAUAUCAUAAGCUCAUAAAUAUAAUUAUAUAUUAUUUAAACACAGUGUUGUUUAUUUUAUUGACAGUGAUAAUUACAAUGACAGUGAUUUAUUUAAAUUUCAGUGAAUUAUUUGAUUACUUGUGUCAUUAUGAGCUAUAACUUGGAAACUACCAUAUUUAGAGCUAUAAUCACCAGAAACUUUUUUUGUCCUGGAUAAGUGAGUGUUAAAAACAUGUGUAGUGACAUUGAAUUAUAAAUAAUAAAUUAAUGUCAACCAAUAUCAAUGUGGUAUAUAUACAAUAUAUUGGCCUGCGCCAAUAACAGCCUAAGAAAUUUAUUAAAAAUUUUGAAAUAAUAAUAAGAAUACUAAUUAUGAUUGACUUAAAUAACGAGUGGGUCUCAGUCGCUCGGGUUCUAGACCCCAUGACGAUAUUUAAAUAAUUAAUUAAGAAAUGAAGUUAUCAGUGUCGGCUUAUAGAGCCCAAGCUAGUGCUCACAAAAAGAUCCUGUGUAAUUAUCAACAGCAACUUAGUUACGGUGCUACGACACACCAAAGUUCGACUGUCAGAACACCGUCUGAUCCAGCGGCACUACUAUCGGGCUUAAAGGUGGAUCGAGCGGAGAACGAAGAAAUCCAGGGUGGAAGUCUGACAGCGACAUCUGCCUUGGCGUCUGGAUCCCGGAUGGGCGCGGGUCUAGACUCCGGUAGCAGUGCGCCAUCUUCAGCCCAACAUUCUCAGGCGACAUCUCGCGAGGAGGAGGACGAUGAGGAAGAAAGUUCCAGUCGUCCUUCCGGUAACAGUGGCUCCAGGUCAUCAGGAAUCCACCAGCGAUCUGGUCUAAUAAGACGACCGUCAUUGAGGAAAUCAAUCUCCAACGGUCACGAUUACGAUUCUAAUUCAAAUUCAUUGGAUUCAAAUUCAAAUUCAAAUUCAAAUUCAAAUUCGAUCGAGAGCGCAGACCCUCUGCCGAUUCCGGAGAACCCGAGAAGACAACGUAGCUCACGUGGGUCCCAGAAAUGGAGCAAUGUAAGGGCUGUGGUGGCACUUUAUUCCUCACUACGGAAGAUCAAGAGAACAAAAAGUAACCAGCGAUGGAUGAAACUCCGCACAACAGUCCAACUUUCAUCAGCAAUCCAAACAAUUCAAAAAAAGCCGCCAUUAAAACGUGAAGAUUCAUUUCUCAAGCGUUUUUCCACCCGACAAAUCCCCGAGAGCCAGGAAACCCUCGACGCUGGAGAAAAUGACGGGGACCCAGCGAACAAAGAUUCGAAUCGCGGUAAGCGUCCGCGUAAGCCGCAGCGACCCCCGCGGACGGUAGUGAAUCCCGACGAAAAUUUUUACUACUACUGGCUGAUGUUGUUAUCAAGUUGUGUUCUCUACAAUCUUUGGACGCUAAUUGUCCGUCAAAGUCUUCCGGAAUUGCAAGAACUUUCACCAUGGGCAUGGAAAUCGUGCGAUUGGUUUACGGAUGUAAUAUUUUAUCUAGACCUCGGAAUCCAAUUUCGAACGGGGUAUUUAGAGCAGGGUCUGAUGGUUUACAACAGCCGUAAAUUGGCCGGUCAUUAUAUGAAAUCAAAGUCAUUUAUUUUAGAUUUGCUGACAAUUGUACCUCUAGAUUUAUUACAAUUUCAAUUUGGUGACAAUCCGAUGCUACGAUUCCCGCGUUUUUUUAAAUUAUAUCGUGUUUAUAAUUAUUAUUAUAUGGUCGAGUCGAGAACUGUGUAUCCGAAUUUGUGGCGUGUGUUAAAUUUAAUUCACAUUUUAUUAAUUUUGGCCCAUUGGUUUGGAUGCUUCUAUUAUUUAUUGAGCGAAGCUGAAGAUUUUCAAGGCGACUGGGUUUAUCCAUAUCGACCUGGCGAAUAUGCGACACUCACCAGAAAAUACUUGGGCUCGCUGUACUGGUCAACUUUGACGCUUACUACCAUCGGUGAUUUGCCGACACCCGAAACCAACGCCGAAGUCAUACCGGGCGGAAAUCCCCGGAGCCUCGCUCGUCGCGGUCGACUGUCCCGGCUACUGCAGUUCAAGCAUAACGGAGGAUAUGUGUUUACAAUAGUGAGCUACCUCAUCGGAGUAUUUAUUUUUGCGACAAUUGUUGGACAAGUUGGCAACGUAAUAACCAACAGAAAUGCUAAUAGACUUGAAUUUGAGAGACUUUUGGACGGCGCUAAGACAUAUAUGCGACAUCACAAGGUACCCGGUGGCAUGAAAAGAAGGGUCUUGAGGUGGUAUGACUACAGCUGGUCAAGGGGAAGAAUUCAAGGUGGGGGUGACAUUAAUACUGCGCUUGGAUUACUGCCCGAUAAGCUAAAGACUGAACUUGCACUUCAUGUUAAUCUUUCUGUUCUUAAGAAAGUUACUAUUUUUCAGGAGUGCCAACCGGAAUUCCUUCACGACCUAGUUCUAAAAAUGAAAGCCUACAUCUUCACACCGGGUGAUUCAAUCUGCCGGAAGGGUGAAGUCGCUCGAGAGAUGUUCAUAAUAGCCGACGGCAUUUUAGAAGUUAUCUCUGAGACCGGUCGGGUCCUAACUACUAUGAAAGCCGGUGAUUUUUUUGGUGAAAUCGGCAUCUUAAAUCUCGACGGCCUAAACAAACGUACCGCCGACGUUCGUUCCGUCGGCUACUCGGAACUAUUCAGCCUUUCCCGAGAGGAUGUACUGGCUGCCAUGAAAGACUACCCCGAGGCACAAGAAAUCCUGCAGAACCUCGGCCGGAAACGGCUGAUGGAAGCCCAGCGUGUCGCACGUCUCUACCGGGCUCCAGUGUCACCAGGUCACGACUCGUCAGACAACAGCGCCAGCAAACGGAUAGUCUCUAAACUAAAGAGCGACGUAAGAAAUCUCAAGACCGUUUUACGCAAGAGCCGAAGGACACCGCGGCCAGAGGAAGCCAUGGAAUUGCAGCCAUUGACCUCGAAGGUCCCGCCACUGCGGCGGCAGAAUAAAGUCGACGUCGAAGACAGAAUCGAGACCGUAGCCGCCGUCGAACCUCCAGUGUCACCUCUGGGUGCGGGUCUACCCCUUCUUUCACGCCUCCGUCUUCUUAAAGAAAAACAUGACCGUGAAGAGCGACGCCAUCUUGUCGACCAUCCUCCUGACCGUCCACCAGAGCCAGUAAAUUUACCCGCGAAAACCGAAGAUUUGAAUCCCAUGAAUCCAAAUUUGCCUCUGCUGCAGAGGAUUUUGUUGCUGAAGAAUAAAACAGAACCUGAGCCAGUCGAUAAAGAAAUUUCUAAAGAUUCCAAGGUCGGUAAAGAAGUCAAAAUUUUGAAAGACAAACUUUUGCCGAAAAAAGUAGAGGUUGCGCCCAAAAAAACGGAUGUCGCGUGUGUCGAUACCAACGAGACCAAGCGGCCGUGGGAAAUGUUGAAAGAUGCGUCGAUCAGUACGGCCACUGUGUUAUCGAGCGUGCAGAGCCAGCAGGUGGUAAAGAAGACCCCGAAGGUGGUAAAGAAGGAAUCGCAGAGGCAAAGUCUCGUGCAGAUAAGGCAGCAAACUAAAAUGUACUCGUCUGUUGAUGAUUUAUCACCGGAGUACUGCGGGUUACCUUUUGUUAAGAAGUUGAAGAUUUUGAAUGAAAGGCAAAAGUUAGCGGAACUUGAAAGAGCCGUCAGAAGCUCGAGUUUAGAUGCCGGUGAGGUCGCGGAAGCAGAGUUCGAUGGCAAUUUGACGAGAAGUCAUUCUGAGGCAUGCGCUAUUGAGUAUGCGAGAAAAUUGGCGAAAUUUAACAAGGAACAUGGAAGAAUUCGAACGGAUCCAUUGUCACCAGAGAAUGAAACACUUGAGAGGCGAAAUUUGAAAAGUAUAUUGAAAAAAUUAUCUGCUGGAAGUCGUGCUGACAGCUCGGAGACGACGAUAACACCAGAUCCAGAAUUAGUCACCGCGGAAUUGAAAAAGUUGAUGCGUGCGCCGACGAUCGAGGGGUACGCGGCGCGACACUCUAAAUUAUCAAAGAGUGUCACGUUUAAUUACACGAUGCAAAGUCCGCCGUCGGAAUCUUCAGGGGCCAAUAUCGACUUGACUGGGGAGAGCAGUGGGAGCACUGACGGGCGAAUGGAAGAAAUAAAGGGUGGAGAUAUAUCGUUACCAAAGCCCAAGAAAUAUAGUAUCCGUCCUCUUGGUAGCGGUGAUAUCAUUAAAAUGCUUUCGAGACCUGAAGACGAGUAUUUGGGUGAUUUGGUCAUUGGGAUUAAAAAUGUUGUACAUAAGAGGAUGGAGGCGUUGCAGAAUAAAUUUGCUCACCAAUUUUCCUCACUGGAGCUCGAGAUCCACAAACGGGAUCAACUGAUAACCCAACUGCAGUCCAGAAUCUUCGAACUCGAGCGACUGAACCCCAACCGGUCAAGCAGCGGGAACGAUAAUGCAGAUUCCGGUGACGACAGUACCGACCUCGACGUCUCUCUCGACGACGACACUCUUCGAGACCACGACGAGCAUCCAUUUAUGCGAGACGGCUCAGUCGAUACAGUAUUAGGCGCUGCUCGGUCGUCACUCACGCGUUCUUCCAUACCGACCGUAUCGCAGCGCUGCCGGAAAAGAAGAUCCUGGGAGGAACAUUCUGAAGAAGAGACCCUCCAGCUCCAAGAUCUACCUAGAUCGAUAUCUCCUCAGAGUCUGUGGCGCGAAGGGGUCGCGAUCGACAUCGAAAGCUCCGAUGACGAUAGACCCCACCGGAGAUGCGCGAGCGAAUCCGCGGCUGAUGACGAGGAGGAUUCGAUCGACAGUGACAAGGGCCCAAAUAAUUGGGAGCUCAAAAUGUUGGCCGAGCAAUUGGAAAAAAGAAGACGCAGUCAUGAGACUCCAAGUCCCGGUUCCUAGCGCAUUAAUCGAACUAUCAAAAUUUUUAGUUACUCAAAAAUUUAUAAAAUUUUUAACAAUAAAAAUAGUGUCGGUGAAUUGAGUGUUUUCCAGAUUUUCGAAACUAGAUAUACUGAUAACUGCCGUAAUUUAUCAUUCCACGGUUUAAAUGGUUGUAACGAGACCAUAAUAUGAUCCAUUAAUUGAUUAAUCAGUCAAUUAAUCGAUCGACUUACAAUUUUAUUCAUUUUUUAUUAAUGUAUAUUAACUUUUAAAAGGAAGAGCUCGAAGUAAAAAACGAAUUUUAAAUUUUUUCAUUUCAUUAAUCGGUUGAUUAACUGAUUAAUCGGGUGAUUAAUCGACUGAUUGACUUAAUUUUUCUAUGAUUCUUAGACAUUUUGUUAAGGUUUCCAAGGGUGACUUCACAUGACUCCAUUUUUUGUAAAAUAAAAAAAAAUUAAUUUUGAUUAAUUGAUUAAUCAGUCAAUUAAUCGAUCGACUUACGAUUUUAUUCAUUUUUUAUUAAUGUAUAUUAACUUUUAAAAGGAAGAGCUCGAAGAAAAAAACGAAUUUUAAAUUUUUUCAUUUCAUUAAUCGGUUGGUUAACUGAUUAAUCGGGUGAUUAAUCGACUGAUUAACUUAAUUUUUAUAUGAUUCUCAGACAUUUUAGUUAAAAUUUCUAAGGGUGACUUCAGAUGACUCCAUUUUUCGUAAAAUAAAAAAAAAUUAAUUUUGAUUAAUUGAUUAAUGUUAUGAUUAAUCGAUCGCGUUAGAAGUUUAUAUUUUUUUGGCUCAUAAACUCGUGAAUUAUGAGCCUGUAAAAUUAAUUAGGAAGCGCUUAAUUAAUUUUGUGAAUUAAUUAACCCAUUAAUCAGGUGAUUAAUCAGUCGAUUAAUUAAUUAUACUGCAUUAAUUUAAUAAAAAUUUUUUUAACUAGAGAGUAAUUAAUGCACAAUUGCAAACAAAUUUUUUAAAAGUAAAUAAAAUUAAUUAAUUGAUAGUUAAUGAUUAAUGAUUAAUGAUUAAUCGAAUGAAUGAGAGUUUUAAUAAUAAAAAAAUCGGUUCUAUUGUUAUUAAUUUCGUAUGUAAAUACUCACUGGUGCCUGAGAGAUAAUAUAUAAUUAAAUUAAUUUAUUAAUUAAUUAUUAAUGAUUAAUUAACGAUUAAAGUAAUUUAAUAUCACGUUAAUUAUUGAUAUUAAUUUAUUAAUUGAAUUUAUAGAUCAAACAUAAAUAAAUAUAUAUAAUAUUAACGAAUAAAACGAAUUUAGACUACGAUCUACUAUCUAAUUAAUUUAAUUAAUUAAUUAAUUAAUUAAUUUUUUUAUGUAGAUCGAUCUUAAAAUUUUUUCUAAUUAACAAAUUCAAAAAAUAUUUCAUAGAAAAAUAUUGAGCUGGGAGUGAGAAGAAGCGGCAGGGAUUUUUUUUUGUUUUUUAAUUUUUUUAAAUUAAUAUAAAUAUAAAUAUAUAUAAAUAUAUAAAUAGAGAUAUAUUUAAAAAUAAAGUCGAAAGUUUAUUAAGUAGCGAAGUAAUUUAUAAAUAUAUAUAAAUAUAUAGUUUAUUAAAAUUAUUUCGGAAAAAAGUAUUAAAAUUUAUGACAUAUAUGUAUAUAUAUAUAUAUAUGAAUAUAUAUAAAUAUAUAUUCGAAUGCAUAGAAAGAUACAGAAUUUCAUGCGCAUUGAAACGAGUACCCACAGUCUAUACUUCUAUUCAUAAAUUCAAAAUAUUUAUAUAUAUAUUCAAAUAUAUAUAUAUGUAUAUUUCAGAAAUUAAAAAAAAUAAAUAUGUCAUGUUGGUACUCAUUUUAAAGCGUAUCAAAUUUUCUGUCUUUCUAAACCAAUGAAAUGUUUAUUUUAAUUUAAUUAAAAUCGCAAUAAUUACAAAUUUUAAUUAAAAUUUCCCCUUUUUCAUAUUCCACUUUUAUUUUUAUUUUCCACGUCUUUCUAUCAAUCUUACGUAAAAAUGACAUCAGACCUUUUUUGUGCAAAAUUAAAUUUCCUACAAAAUUGGUCUCAUAUAUUUUUUUCAUAUAUCUUAUACUUUAGCCACAAUUUCCAUUUAAAAAAAAAAAAACCGAAAUUUUGAUGUUCACUUCUACUCCCGCAAUUUACCGAUACUGGAAAUCCAAAUUACAGCUAAACUAAUUGAAAUAUCGAAAAAAUUAAUCAAUACAAAUUUGUUAAGAAUUAAAUUUCCUACAAAAAAGGUAUCUUUACUUUUUUACGUAAAAUCAAUACCACCAAUGAAAAAUCCAUUUUAAAAUAAAUCCCCUUUUCGAAAUUUAAAUCUGUAACUUUAAAUAUUUUUAACCGAAAUAAUUAAUAAGUUAAUUAAAAAAAAUUAUAUAGUAAUUAAAUUAUUAUUUAUAUGGACCAGACCAAGCUCAAUAUUUAUAGAGUCUACUAAUAAAUAUACUAUGUAAAUGACUUUAAAAAUAAAAUAUGUAAUUUAAUUAAAAUGAUAACGAAAAAAAAAACGCGAGUGUGUAAUUAAUUAAUUAAUAAUUAAUGACUUGUAAAUAAUUAGAGUGAAUUAUUUAUUAAUGGAUGAGUAAAUAGUAAUAAUAAUAAUGUAAAUUUUUAUGGAUGAUUGUGAAUUAUUUGAUUUUAAUUUUAAAUAAAAUAAAUGAGAUACAGGACUCGCGGUCGCGGGUCUCUACAGAUCAGAAGUAUUCGAUUAUAUUAAUAUAGAAAAUUGUAAGAGUAUUUAUUAAAUAUGGAUGUAUGUAUUUUAUUUGCGGUGGACUAAAUGAUGAAUAAA
This is a messenger RNA of Microplitis mediator, 7708 nucleotides long. RefSeq lists its product as uncharacterized. The coding region runs from base 603 to 4970 and encodes 1455 amino acids. The transcript is spliced from 11 exons. Gene Ontology annotation, biological process: monoatomic ion transport; transmembrane transport. Lineage: Eukaryota; Metazoa; Arthropoda; Insecta; Hymenoptera; Braconidae. The record is from RefSeq and is a predicted model, not a curated record. Gene Ontology annotation, cellular component: membrane. Gene Ontology annotation, molecular function: protein-containing complex binding; monoatomic ion channel activity.